AUGAGAGCGUGGGAUGCUUGCGGCUUAUCAGAUGUGCCACACAUAGAAAGUCUGCAAGAGAAGUCCCAGUGCGCCCUAGAAGAGUACUGCCGGAGUCAGUACCCUAACCAACCGACGAGGUUUGGCAAACUUCUCCUCAGACUACCCUCAUUAAGGACAGUCAGCUCACAAAGGUACCAGCGCGAAGCCCAGCCCGAGGACGUUGUCACGUCUUCGAGUGAGUUUCAUGAGAAUACGGAGACGAGUGACGAGUACUUCGGGUCAAGGACAAGCAGGGAGAGCGAGCGGCCUGACCCUUGCACCUUUGAUCCCAUAUCAGCUUUCUACGCUCCUAAGUCGAGCGAGGAAUUCGAAGCGAACUCCGAGACGCAGCAGAAGAAUGGGCAAAAGUCUCUCAUGAUAGACAAUUUGUUGAAUAUAAGACAGGAGUGUAGCAUACCGGAUAUGAAAUAA
Arctia plantaginis is the source of this 453-nucleotide messenger RNA. The record is from the annotation of a GenBank genome assembly. NCBI's taxonomy places the organism in Eukaryota, Metazoa, Arthropoda, Insecta, Lepidoptera, Erebidae.